Molecule: messenger RNA, 1866 nt
Organism: Capsella rubella
Lineage: Eukaryota; Viridiplantae; Streptophyta; Magnoliopsida; Brassicales; Brassicaceae
Product: adenosylhomocysteinase 1
Exons: 2
Coding region: 91-1548 (485 amino acids)
Biological process (GO): L-methionine cycle
Cellular component (GO): cytosol
Molecular function (GO): adenosylhomocysteinase activity
Source: RefSeq, a predicted model, not a curated record
ACUCUCUUCUCUAUCUCUCUGCCUCUUUCGAUUUUUUUCAUUUUCAAAUCUCAGAUCCAGAAAAAAUAUCUGAGAUUCCCUCUCUCAACAAUGGCGUUGCUCGUUGAGAAGACCUCUAGUGGCCGUGAAUACAAGGUCAAGGACAUGUCCCAAGCCGAUUUCGGUCGUCUCGAGCUCGAGCUCGCCGAAGUUGAGAUGCCUGGACUCAUGGCUUGCCGUACUGAAUUCGGACCUUCUCAGCCAUUCAAAGGCGCUAGAAUCACCGGAUCUCUUCACAUGACGAUCCAAACCGCCGUACUUAUCGAAACCCUAACUGCUCUCGGCGCUGAAGUCAGAUGGUGUUCCUGCAACAUCUUCUCUACCCAAGACCACGCCGCCGCCGCGAUCGCUCGUGACUCCGCCGCUGUUUUCGCCUGGAAGGGUGAGACUCUUCAGGAGUACUGGUGGUGUACGGAGCGUGCUCUUGAUUGGGGUCCAGGUGGUGGUCCUGAUCUGAUUGUUGACGAUGGUGGUGACGCCACGCUUUUGAUCCAUGAGGGAGUUAAGGCUGAGGAGAUCUUUGAGAAGACUGGUCAGGUUCCUGAUCCUACUUCUACUGAUAACCCUGAGUUCCAGAUCGUGUUGUCUAUCAUCAAGGAAGGUCUUCAGGUUGAUCCUAAGAAGUACCACAAGAUGAAGGAGAGACUUGUUGGUGUCUCUGAGGAAACUACCACCGGUGUUAAGAGGCUUUACCAGAUGCAGCAAAACGGAACCCUUUUGUUCCCUGCUAUUAACGUCAACGACUCUGUCACCAAGAGCAAGUUCGACAACUUGUACGGUUGCCGUCACUCACUCCCUGAUGGUCUCAUGAGGGCUACUGAUGUCAUGAUCGCCGGAAAGGUUGCUGUUGUCUGUGGAUAUGGUGAUGUUGGAAAGGGUUGUGCCGCUGCCAUGAAGACUGCUGGUGCCAGAGUCAUUGUGACAGAGAUUGAUCCCAUCUGUGCUCUUCAGGCUUUGAUGGAAGGACUUCAGGUUCUUACCCUUGAGGAUGUCGUCUCAGAAGCUGACAUCUUUGUCACCACCACCGGUAACAAGGACAUCAUCAUGGUUGACCACAUGACCAAGAUGAAGAACAACGCCAUUGUGUGCAACAUUGGUCACUUUGACAACGAGAUCGACAUGCUCGGACUCGAGACUUACCCAGGUGUGAAGCGUAUCACCAUCAAGCCCCAGACAGACAGGUGGGUGUUCCCAGAGACCAAGACCGGAAUCAUUGUCUUGGCUGAGGGUCGUCUCAUGAACUUGGGUUGUGCCACUGGUCACCCUAGUUUCGUGAUGUCUUGCUCUUUCACCAACCAGGUGAUUGCCCAGCUCGAGCUCUGGAACGAGAAGUCAAGCGGCAAGUACGAGAAGAAGGUGUACGUUCUCCCCAAGCAUUUGGAUGAGAAGGUCGCAGCACUUCACUUGGGCAAGCUUGGAGCCAGACUCACUAAGCUUUCAAAGGACCAAUCUGACUACGUCAGCAUUCCAAUUGAGGGACCAUACAAGCCUCCUCACUACAGGUACUGAGAAAGAGAGAGAGUGGACAAACCGGUUCCGGGUUCGGUUCUACUUGUGGUUUUGUGUUGGGUUUGUGGUUGGAGAGUGGGAACAGUUUGAGAUAUUUGGUCUAACUGAUGAAGUUGACCAAAAUAUCAAUGAAUAAGGGUGUUAUUGGCUUUUGAAGGUUGUGCUUUGUUUUCUACAUUUUUCAUGAGACUUAAAAAAAUUAGUUUUUGGUUUUAGUUUCCUCUCUUGAUUUUUAUUUUGCGUGUUCUGUUCAACAUUGUACUCUUCAAUACAAAUGAGAAACCAAAAAAAACACAAAGGGGAAACUUAUUUUCAGCA